AUGCAAAUCUUCGUAAAGACCCUCACUGGUAAGACCAUCACUCUUGAGGUUGAGUCCUCUGAUACUAUCGACAAUGUCAAGACCAAGAUUCAAGACAAGGAAGGUAUUCCUCCAGACCAACAAAGACUUAUUUUUGCUGGUAAGCAAUUAGAAGAUGGCAGAACCUUGUCUGAUUACAAUAUUCAAAAGGAAUCUACUCUUCACUUGGUUCUUCGUCUUCGUGGUGGUAUGCAAAUCUUCGUAAAGACCCUCACUGGUAAGACCAUUACUCUUGAAGUUGAGUCCUCUGAUACUAUUGAUAAUGUUAAGACCAAAAUUCAAGACAAGGAAGGUAUUCCUCCAGACCAACAAAGACUUAUUUUUGCUGGUAAGCAAUUAGAAGAUGGCAGAACCUUGUCUGAUUACAACAUUCAAAAGGAAUCCACUCUCCACUUGGUUCUUCGUCUUCGUGGUGGUAUGCAAAUCUUUGUCAAGACCUUGACUGGAAAGACCAUCACCCUCGAAGUCGAGUCCUCUGAUACUUAUCGACAACGUCAAGACUAA
Messenger RNA from Sugiyamaella lignohabitans, 543 nucleotides. RefSeq names its product ubiquitin (gene UBI4). Gene Ontology annotation, molecular function: ubiquitin protein ligase binding; protein tag activity. The record is from RefSeq and is a predicted model, not a curated record. Gene Ontology annotation, biological process: modification-dependent protein catabolic process; protein ubiquitination. The transcript has 2 exons. Bases 1 to 543 code for a protein of 180 amino acids. Gene Ontology annotation, cellular component: nucleus; cytoplasm. Lineage: Eukaryota; Fungi; Ascomycota; Dipodascomycetes; Dipodascales; Trichomonascaceae.